Messenger RNA from Alosa sapidissima (American shad), 690 nucleotides. Its product is annotated as tumor protein D52-like. Lineage: Eukaryota; Metazoa; Chordata; Actinopteri; Clupeiformes; Clupeidae. The transcript is spliced from 3 exons. The coding region runs from base 202 to 690 and encodes 162 amino acids. The record is from RefSeq and is a predicted model, not a curated record. Gene Ontology annotation, biological process: B cell differentiation. Gene Ontology annotation, cellular component: cytoplasm.
AAACAGAGGGAGGGAUAGAGAGAGAGAAACAGAGAGAGAGAGGAACAGGUAACUCAUUAAUGUGCUGACUCUGCUACUGCCUGCACUCUCACGUCAUAUGAGCCGUCCAGGAACGCCUGACAUAGAACACACACACACACACACACACACACACACACAGACGCUGCACAGUGAGAGCUGGGUGACACACGCGCCCGUCACAUGCAAACAAUCAGCGGGCCGAGUGUGUGUGUGGGUGUGUGUGUGGUGGGGGAGGGGCAGGGUGAGCCUGGACGUCGGGGCAGCAUGGAGGUGGCGGACGAGGACUACACGUCGCCCUUUAACUUUGAGCAGGGGGUCAACACUCGCUACCUCUACCUCUACCCUCACCUGAGCGACACGCCGCCAGACUCACCUGCUCCCUCCACCAGAGGUGCGCAGAGGCCAGACUCCAUCCCUGAGGUUGGGGAGGACGCCGUGACGACAGUGGGCCCCCCCCUGCCCCCCCCAGCCCUGACAGAGGAAGAGCGAGAGGAACUUCGCUCAGAGCUUGCAAAGGUUGAGGAGGAGAUCCAGACCCUAUCUCAGGUGCUGGUCUCUAAGGAGAGGCAGGUGGCUGACCUGAAGCGCAAGCUGGGAGUCACCCCUCUAAACGAACUCCGACAGAACCUCACCAAGGGAUGGCAGGAGGUCACCACGUCCAAUGCGUAA